Messenger RNA from Xyrauchen texanus (razorback sucker), 2558 nucleotides. RefSeq names its product shaker-related potassium channel tsha2-like. Gene Ontology annotation, biological process: potassium ion transmembrane transport; protein homooligomerization. The coding region runs from base 363 to 1742 and encodes 459 amino acids. The record is from RefSeq and is a predicted model, not a curated record. The transcript has a single exon. Gene Ontology annotation, cellular component: membrane; voltage-gated potassium channel complex. NCBI's taxonomy places the organism in Eukaryota, Metazoa, Chordata, Actinopteri, Cypriniformes, Catostomidae. Gene Ontology annotation, molecular function: protein binding; delayed rectifier potassium channel activity.
UACAGGUUCAACCAUUGACUCAAGUUCAGAAGACCCCCGGCGCAGUUUCAACCUGCCAGUCAAAGGGUGGACUUUGCUGUCUUCAGCAGUGCGAGUCUUAUAUCUGUUUGAGCGGUCAGCUGAGCAUAUUGUCGAAACAAGUCCUGUUGCCUUACAACAAUACACCUGAUUUAAUUUAGAAAUACGUUUUUCUAUAGUUUUAGAAGUGUAACAGGACAAACAAGAGGUGGAUAUAAACAUUCAAGCCAUUAGUUUGAGGCUUCACCGCCGUCAGGCUGGAGUUUGCGGAUCCUAAAAACUGGUGGAGUGGGGGGGAGGCGAGGAGGCACACCAAGCACCACUCUCGAGGGACAAGGACAACCAUGUCCCGAGAGAACCAGGAUGAGACCGUGGACCAAGUUGCCUCCCUCCACGAUGACUGCGGCAGAGUCGUUGUCAACAUUUCAGGUUUGCGUUUCGAAACUCAACUUAAAACACUUGCGAGAUUCCCAAACACGCUGCUAGGUGACCCAUGCAAAAGAAUGCGGUUCUUUGACCCUUUGAAGAAUGAGUACUUUUUCGACAGGAACAGAUCAAGUUUUGAUGCAAUCCUGUACUACUACCAAUCCGGCGGGAGGCUUCGAAGACCCAACAACGUGCCGGUUGAAUUUUUUUUGGAUGAAAUCCGAUUUUACGAGAUCGGCGAAGACGUCAUCGAUCGUUUCCGGGAGGACGAGGGUUUGAAAGAAGAAGAAGAACGCCCGAUGCCAUCUAAUGAUUUCCAGCGUCAGAUCUGGCUGCUGUUUGAGUAUCCUGACAGUUCUGGAUCAGCCAGAAUAAUCGCUGUCAUAUCUGUAAUGGUCAUCUUGAUAUCGAUCGUCAUCUUCUGUUUAGAAACUUUGCCGGUAUUUAGAGAUGCAGGUUUCAAUAACCACCUUGCGCCAAACGUGACAACUACUGGAAUAACAUUCACGGGUCCAUUUUUCUGGCUGGAGACCUUGUGCAUCGUUUGGUUUUUCUUUGAACUCGUUGUAAGGUGUCUGGCUUGCCCAAGCAAAUCCGCCUUCUUAAAAGACAUCAUGAACACCAUAGAUGUCGUGGCAAUUCUUCCAUAUUUCAUAACUUUGGGAUUAGACCUCGCCGAUGUCGAAUCAAGCUCCCAACAGACCAUGUCUCUGACCAUCCUGAGAGUUAUCCGCUUGGUGCGCGUCUUCAGGAUUUUCAAACUCUCACGGCACUCCAAGGGUCUCCAAAUACUCGGCCGAACCCUACAUGCGAGCAUGCGCGAACUCGGACUAUUGAUAUUCUUCCUUAUCAUCGGCAUCAUAUUGUUCUCCAGUGCAGUGUACUUUGCCGAAGCGGACGAACCAAAUACGGCGUUUACAAGCAUCCCUGACGCGUUCUGGUGGGCGGUUGUGACCAUGACAACUGUUGGAUACGGAGACAUGUACCCCAUCACUAUCGGGGGCAAAAUUGUUGGAUCCAUGUGUGCCAUUGCAGGGGUUCUUACAAUCGCACUGCCGGUUCCAGUGAUCGUGUCGAAUUUUAACUAUUUCUAUCGCCGAGAGAACAACGAGGGGGAGCGCGUGCAGUACGCGCACGUAACUUGUAUUCAGCCGCCGGAGUCUCUGACUGACUACAAUAAGAGCGACAGUAAACCCUCUCUCGUUAAAUCAUCAGACCAUUCAAUAGAUGACGACUUCAGUUCAUUAAGCGAAUUCAAUUCAUUGGACGAAUAUACAGGAAAAUUCACGGAUGCGUAAGAAAAGUGAGGACCUGGUGGGUUUCUUAUCAAGAUUAUAUUCGGUUAGAUGUCGUUUAAUGUGAUCCAUAAUAAUUUUGCAUAAAUGCAAAUAUGCCUAGGUUGCAAGCCUACAGUUAUAAUUAGUUAUAUUACUUGGAGGAAUAUUUUUAUUGCGAUUAUUAUUACUACUACUACUACUGCUUGUGCCUACUGAUACCAUUAUUACUGUUUUUAAUAAAUGUAAUUAUUUAUUUAACAGUGCUGCCUUUAUCCUAAAAGCUAUUUGUUCAAAAGGAGCGCAGCUAGUACAAGAUUGUGCAAGUUAUUUUAUGAACAUCGAGCUCCGCUGUGUGGCUGGUUUAGGUCUUUGUAGAAGCUAAGUCUUGCAUCUUUCAACAUCCAACCAAUCAUACUAGUUAGCUGUAAACAGUUAAUGAACACUGCUUGAGAAUAUAAAUGAUGUCACGUUAAAGAUGGGUGCAUGUCUUCUAAUGUGUCACUCACUACGAUUAUGUUUAUUUUUAAUUGAUUCUGCUAAUCUCUAUAAAGUAGGCAUCUUACUUUUGUAAACAUGUAAUAUAUGUGUAUUUUAAGCAUUUUUGUAAAACAUUUUCAUUUAUAUAUUUAUUUUAAUCUAGAUUUUAUUUAUUAUUUAUUUUAAGAUUUGCCAUUGCCUUGUGAGGAAUUUAUCUUGUUUUUGUUUUUUUCUCUCUGUCUAUAAAACCUGUAUUAAAAGUACUGCCUUGUGGCUUAUCUGAGAACUUAUUCAUAAUGUGCUUUAAAUGCAAAUGUGGCUCUUUGCAAAUGUUGCUUAUGCUUAGGAUCAUAUGUUAUU